AGAGGCAUCCAAAGGGGAGUUUGGUGAAUUGUGCUGUCAUUGAAUGUUUGGGAGGAGGGUGAGCCAAUACUGAGUAUCAUUGCAUUAGGCACCUGUGAGAUGUGCCUUGCCCCUCCCCAUCUCCAGAACCUUCCCCAGCCUCUGCCCCUGUCUAAUUCCAUUGCCCCCCUCCCCCAUCCCCCAUCAGUAGUUGCAGAGGCCCCAAACUCUGGCUUUGCCCCACCUCACUCCUUCAUCUCUCGGUCUCUCUCCAUUUGAAUUCACCUUAAAACAUUUCUCCUUGUGUCUUUCUCUGGCUCACUGCUGCAGAAUACAUUGGGGUGUUUUACCCUAAUAGUGGUACAUGUAGAGUUUGACCCACUUGGGGUGUCCCAAGGUUGAAGGAUUGCCAGCUGUUGCUAUGGAGAUGACCGAAGACUUGCACAGUGACACGGAGUCAGAUUGUGACCACGAGAGCCCAGCUGCUCCCUCCACACAGACAGGCUCCUGUGACUUCCACUUUGAUGCUGUGGUAUUUGACAUUCUCAUGGUGACUCCAGAAGAAUUUGCAAGUCAAAUCACCCAACUUGACAUUCCAAUCUUCAGAGCCAUUCAACUCCAGGAGUUGUCUAAUUGCAAUUGGAACAAGAAAGAGAAACACACUUUGGCUCCAAAUGUGGUCGCUUUUACCAGGAGGUUUAACCAGGUCAGUUUCUGGGUCAUCCGAGAGAUCCUCACCAAACAGUCUCUGAAAAGAAGAGUGCAAGUUGUCGGGCAUUUUAUCAAAAUUGCAAAAAAACUUCAGGCUCUCCAUAAUCUUCAUGGAUUGAUGGCUGUUGUUUCAGCAUUACAGAGCACACCAGUGUACAGGCUGAGGAAAACAUGGGCGCUGUUGAGCAGGAAAGAUAAGGCUACGUUUGAGAAGCUGCAGACCCUGACGUCCAACGGCGAUAACUAUGAAAUGCUCCGAAAUUAUAUUUGCAGUUUGAAAGCGACCCCAUGUAUUCCAUAUUUAGGGAUUUACUUGUCUGACCUUACCUACAUCGACGCUGCGUUUCCACCAUCAACAGGAAACCUGCAGAAGCAGCAUUGCUGUGACCUGACCAAAAACGUUCUCCGUCUCAUCUUGGAUUUGCAGCAGUUCUGUGAAUACGACCUCCCAACAUUGCCUCAUGUGCAGAAAUACCUGAAUUCCCAGACCUACAUCGAGGAGCUGCAGGGAUUCAUGGAGCAGGACAACUACAGAUUGUCUCUGAUGAUUGAACCUGCAUCAUGUGCUCAGCAAUGUGUCUCCUCAAGGCAAUCUCAAGGCUCCCUCUCCCCCAGUGAGGAUACUGAAAGCUCUUACGGUGAUGCCUCAGUCACGUGUCUGUGCUUGACGCGGGGACAUCGAAGGUGGCGCAGUGUUGAUUACAAAGCUGGACGGACCAAUGCCAGCACCCAGAGGAGUGCCACCUUCCCUGGCUCGUUGCCUCGGUAUCUCCUGGACGACAGUGAGAUGGAAGGUGAUUUGUUGUGGGUGAAGCAGACAAAGGCCCCUCAGGCAGAAAGCUGUGAUGUUCGAGAGAGAAACCCUUGUUCAUCUUUUGAACGUAACACUGGGUUUUACUGCUCCCUGGGCCGUGUGACAACGUCAAUGUGGAACCCCCUCAGGAACCUGCCGAGAGCCGCACUGCAUUCUGAUGGAGGGGCAGCAACUAUCCAAAGUGCGUUGAGAAGGAAAACCAUCCUGAAAGGCAGCAAGAAGCCAACGGUCUCCCUGUGGACUACCUAUUGGGUCGUACUCUCUGAAGGUCAGCUGUUUUACUAUGGAGCCAAGUCACUGACAUCGACUGAAAGGAACCAGUUUAAGUCAAGCUGGUGUAAGAGAGUGUGUCUUGUUGGUUGGAUGCCAUUUCUGAUGGAAGAUCCAGAUGUUGAUGUUUUCCAGCUCUCAGACUCUGAGCACGGGCAUUGUUAUCGAUUCCACGCAGGGAGCAGACUGAAUGCAACACUGUGGGUCAAACACUUAAGCAAGGCCUGUGAGAGAAACAGGAACCAGCCUCCCCUGAACUUGAUGUCUUUUGAAUGAGUGAGGAAGCCGUGGAGAUUUCCAGAAUGUUUUCAGAAAUUGAAGCAGAUUUAUGGCUGAAGAUACAGAAAUGUUGUAAACUGAUGCCAGUGUCACCCCCUGGUUUGCAAACUUUGGACAUUUUCCAUUGUCCCAAACAGAUUGGGAGAGAAUUGUUGAAUUCUGCUGAGUUCCCAGUGAGCAGGGUCUGGGAUCUGCCUUUUACAGACACUGCUGGUCACUGAACAGACAGUGAUCAGUGACUUUGUUGGUAUUUCUCAAUUAUUAUCCAAUGUCAGUCACUCCGAUUGUAAUGAGGAUGUUGUGGGUGGGGCAAAUCUUUUGUGUAUGAUCUUGUGUGGAAUUUUACUGCACAUUGUUUUCAGAUGGGAUGGAUGGGCUAAGUCACAAUCAUUUGUACAAAACCUAUUGGUGGAAAUGGCUCUGGAAUUCUUUAAGUCAACAACCACUGUUAACCCCUUCCUAUUCCUUUUCACAUCAAUUAAAUGUUUGAUGUUUUGCCAGAGUAAGUUCUGCAGCUCCUGUUUGUUACACUGACUGACAUCUUUGCCAUUCCCUCGUCACCUCCCCAUGUUUCCCAAUCGGGGUGUGACUGCACUCCUCCUCCUGACUGGUGGUGAAUGAGUAGGGCACUCCCUCUGUCCACAUGGUCCACUCCCUCUGUCCACAUGGUCCACUCCCUCCACUGUUGGCUUUUGUUAAUGUGUGUCCUGUGUGUUUUAACAGCCCCUGAUGUUCCCCUCCAUUCAAACCCAGUGAGGAGAGACAGAGAGCAGGGCACCUCAGACCACAAGCUGCUGUCUGGCACAGACACCCCCCAGACUCAUCCCAACCCUCAAACCUCCAACAGAACCGUUACCUGCCAAAUAAACCAGGUCCAAACCCUGGGCAGGAAUUCCACGUUGGAUCCUCUGAGCUCAUUAUGUAAAAUCGGAAUCCACUUUGCCAGCUCAUACUUGUUUUCCUGAAAAGCAUUAGGGGUUUUGUUUAAAGCAGGGAUCAAAAUAAAUCCAUCCUGACAUCAAUAUAACACCUGGGAACGUGUUAGAGAGAGGUUGUUCUGUACGAUUGUUUGGAGUUGUUCACGACUCGCGUGUUCAAGUUUCAGUUGCCAACUCUCCUGUGAUGUUUUCCUGCAAAUUUCAUCUCCAUUUUCUCUCCUCCUUAAAUCCCCAAAAGCUGCCGCAGUUGGUCACUGAGCACAUUCACCCUCACGAUGUCCUCCCCUUCCCCCUCACUACCCCUGCCUCACUGAUCACAAAGCAGGUGCCGAUCGAGAAUCCCACUUCACCUCACCACCAUGUUGGCCACGAGAAUGGUUGCUGUCUCCAUCAUUGUAUCUCCCUCCCGGCUGUCAUCACUUCAGCCUCAUCCUCAUGGUGCUGUGCUUGGAAUGGGAAUGGACAACUCCCUCUCACUGCCUCCAAUGAGAAGCUCCGUCUUCCCGAGUGUCGUUGAGGAAUACAGCACCAGCUCCUGACAAGUCAGCAAGUUGUUCAACAGCACCCUCCCCUUUUUGUUUUUGUGUUAAAUCCCAGUAGCUCCUGGUGCAGUGUCCCACUCUCCAGUCCCCCACUCUCCAGUCCCCCACUCCCUCCAAACCCCAACCUGACUCAGAGGGUGAAUGUUAUGGUCGUGCUGAUUACAGCACACUGGCUUGGUUUGGUUUGGUUUGAUCACCUGACAGUACAAUCUUUAUCUUUUAAUUCACUCUGCCGCAGAGCGAGGAUGAGACACCUGUGGGAAACCGGUGCUGAAUUUUCAUUGACAUCCCCAACUGCACUAACUUCCACGUUACACCCAGAACCUGACUCCCUGUCCCUUCACAAUGUCGGAGAGAGAGAGAACGCUGUUGGUGCAAAUCCCCCUGACUCCUCCCUUGCUAAGUACCUUUAACAAGAUUCAUGAACUGACUACCAAAUUAAAAUGUAUGUAAAAUGUGUAAAUAUUAAUUUGACUAACACCCAGAGCCCUGUGGAUGUUUGCAGAUGUGUUCCUGCUGUAAGUGUGGCUGGCGAGAGUUACAAGAGACAGCUGCUCUGUUGUAGACAGACCCUGAGUGAACCCAGGGGACUUGGUGAUGUUUGUUGCUCUGUGUUCACCCACAGGACCAUAUUCACCAGUCACAGCAACCUCCGUCUCAGCUGAUGGGUUUGUCUCUGCUCAGGUUUUAUACAUUGCAUGGAGAUGGAUUUUUUAUUUUUAAUGCGAUUGAUUCCUCAACCCCUGAGCUACCUGUGUUUAAAGGAAAUUGUCCGAGGAUUUUCACUCACUCAUGUACAGCGCCUGCCCUUGGUGACUUUUUACAAUAAAAUAAAUAUUUGGUGUAACCCUG
Molecule: messenger RNA, 4385 nt
Organism: Chiloscyllium plagiosum (whitespotted bambooshark)
Lineage: Eukaryota; Metazoa; Chordata; Chondrichthyes; Orectolobiformes; Hemiscylliidae
Source: RefSeq, a predicted model, not a curated record